GGGUACAUACAUGACUCAGGAUUGGGGGAGGCUGCCACAGGGGCCGGUUGGAUUUCGUCACUCCCCUGUGUCGCCUCCAUUGGUGACUCCACCUCCGCCCCAGCCACUACCCCCAUCAUUUCCGUUUUUUUGUUCAGUUGUGCUCUACGGGUCUCCUCGAUAGCCCAAGUGCCUAUUUUCAAUUCAGCUUCUGCUUUCUCUCUCUGUUUAGUCCCUUCCUUCUUGAAUACAUGCAACUUGUUCUGCUCUACCUCCUUGUCUUUAGCUUCCUGUAAUGCUUCUCUCAACUCGCCUUCCAUUGUGCUAAGCUGGAUCCUAUUUGGAGUUCCCCCUACUAGGUAACCUGCCUGUGUCCACUUCAACUUCAACCCUUCCCAAACCUUCUUUAUUGACUUCCACUGUUCCUUUCCUCCUGACCUAUCUUGCAUACGUUGAUCUAGAAUUUUGGAGGUUGCGGAGUCGCCAUUUUAGUUUAAAAUAGUUUGUGGUUUCGGUAUGGUAUCUGGAUAUGGAUACUUUGAUGCAAUAUGAUUUUAAUUUGUGAGUUUUACCAAAGAAGCAACUGCUGAUAUCAGAUUCAAAUAGGCCUAUUCUGAUUUUGGAAGGCUAACCAUGUGAGACUAGGCAUCACUCAUAUGCAUGAUAUACAUCUACAUAAACAAAUCAUAGCAGUGCAGGAACAUAGUAUUAAGUAAACCAGAGAUAUUAGCUUCAGAAUUAGAUAAAUACAAUAGUAAUUAACUAGAGAUUUCUUUGUAAUCAUAGUUAUGGAUAGGAAUGGGACAUUGUUUCAAUUUCACUAGACAAAUGUGAUGGAUUCGUGGUCCUACAAUAUCAUCCUGUUUUCCUCAGGGACAUGCCCUCCUCUUUCCAGGGUAAAUGUGGUCAAAUCCUCUACUCAUUAGAGGCUAAGUUGACCAGGUCAAUGAGGUUUGACACCAAAGCCAAGACUGAUUUCCCCUUUGUCUCAAAGGCAAACCAGUCGAUGAUCCCAUAUCUAAUGAAACCUCAGCAUGGGACCAAGGAUAAGGAUGUUAUGUUCUUUGCAUCUGGAAAAAUCUCUGUGAGCAUUCACACUGAGAGGCAGGGAUACCAGCAAGGAGAUGCUCUGAAAGUCAGGGCAAUUAUUGUCAACAACUCAACUCGCCCAGUGACCCCAAAAUACUACCUGUACGAAAAGCAGUGUUUCUACGCCCAGAAGAAGAGGAAAGUCCACACCCACAACAUCUUGAAAGAGAAGGGCGAUCGGGUCCCUGCUGAAACUCGGCAGACGGUGACCCAAGUUUUGACCAUCCCUCCACAACUCCCUGCCACCAUCUUCAACUGUCCUAUACUCAAAUUAGAGUACCGAUUGAAGGUCGUUCUUGAUGUUAAACUAGCCAUAGACCCUGAGAUCAAGCUACCUAUCGUUGUUCUUACUGCAACUCAAACUCUUGGACAGGAACCCCCACCUUACUCCAGUUUUGGUUUUGAGUCACAAGUCCCAACUGCAUCUGAGCUACCACCCCCCUACGAAAUGUUUGCUUCCUCAUCAAAUUUCUAUAGAAAAUUGUAGAGGCAUGGAGAUUCUCAAUUGGGCGCAAAAGUCUGUCCUCUACUCAACUCCUCCAUCCUCCUCUCUUCCAUGCCCCAGAGGCCGAUAAGGGGUCACCAUAUAUAGGAGAGGGUCAAUUAGUUAAUAAGGGAACAGAGGAGUUUGAUCCUUUCCUUGAUAGCCUCCUCUCUGGCCAAGGAUAUUGAGAUGUAUCCUACCAGAGUACUACAUGGAAGAGGUUUGAAAUGCGCCACACCCCCUUUGAAUCAGUUGUUGUUUUG
This is a messenger RNA of Oncorhynchus kisutch (coho salmon), 1815 nucleotides long. Its product is annotated as arrestin domain-containing protein 3. Lineage: Eukaryota; Metazoa; Chordata; Actinopteri; Salmoniformes; Salmonidae. The record is from RefSeq and is a predicted model, not a curated record. Gene Ontology annotation, biological process: protein transport. The transcript has 4 exons. Gene Ontology annotation, cellular component: plasma membrane; cytoplasm. The coding region runs from base 857 to 1555 and encodes 232 amino acids.